GUAACAGCCUCCCUUGCAUUAUACGUUAGAUAUGCAUCCUUCGUCCUUCGUAUACACUAGAUCAAAUGUCUUAUGGCACACGAAAGCAACAUACGAUAACUAUGUUUUACUUCAGCAGCAGUUGCAACUACAUAGGAUGCUGUUUGCGUCAUAUCUUCUGUGCAAAAUACCCUAGGUAUACACCAAACUGCUUUCCCUCAAUAUCAUCCCUCACUACUCCUGACACAUCUCGCCACUCUCCUCUGCAUUUUUAGUGGGCAAUUUCGUCGCAUUGUAUCUUACAAGGCACCCAAGUCUCCGCAAAGAAGCGGUUGAUAGUGUCGCCGAGUUAGCAGUCGACAAGCGACAUAACUGAAUAGUAGUCAUUGCAACUACUUGCUUACUCGGGCAAACUAUCAGGUAUCAACCCAAAAAUACGAUUGGCGGAUUGUCCACAUGCAUAAUACAGCCAUAGAAUCCUUCUCUCGCUAGGCGAAGGUCACACAACGGUGAGACAGGUGUAUGUCUAGAUAGGCUUAUAUAGCUCAUUCCAGAAGAUGAAAUAAGAUCUGCGGUUCAGUGUUUAGAUUCAUUCUUUAAACAAUCAAAAGCUUUCAAGCGAUGGGUUCGGAUAUUAACGCUGUCAAAUGCCCAAAUGUCUACUCUUCCUCAGUCAUCAACUGCCAGCGUCUCACAGACUACUCUCCUUGGCGUGCUUUGGUCGGGAGCAGCGCUCUCGGUUGCAGUCGUCUCUGCAAGACUGCUAUUCCGUGCCAAGCUCCUCGGCCGAUUCAAAACAGACGAUUAUCUCGUUAUUGGCGGCCUGUUUCUCCACCUCGCAUCGGCCAUCAUUUGGUCUGUUUUGGGCAAUGACCUUUACUUCACUCUAAACUACGGCUUCGGCGGCGUCAACCAACCGAAUGAAGCAUUACAAUUGGAGAAAAUCGGAUCGGUGCAGCAUGGGAAGCUGGCAAGCUACUUUUGCACGUGGACUUGCUUGUGGCUGAUUAAGCUGUCCUUCAUGUCAUUCUUCUACGGCCUGGGAAGACAGAUCAAAGCCCAGCAGAUUCUAUGGUGGUGCGUCUUGGUCUUUAUUCUGGUCGGUUACGUGGUCAGCGUUGCCAUGUAUGACUACCAAUGCUUGACUAGCAGUGGCUUGGAGAUCUUGACCAAAUGUUCCACCCAAAAGGUUGUUAGUGAUGGCUAUCUCGCAUACGCAGCCACGCAAAUUUGCACUGCAUUCGAUAUUGUCACUGAUAUUUCAAUUAUGGGAGUCUCGGCCAAUAUCGUUUGGAGAGCACGUUUACCGUGGAAGAAAAAGCUUAUGCUGGGUUUCAUAUGCUCUUUGACGGUAUUCAUGAUGAUCGCGGCGAUUAUUCGCAUUGUAACAGACGCUCUAGGCAAGAGACCAGAUUAUAGCUGGCUACUUGUAUGGAAUUCUGUUGAAAUGACUCUCGCAAUAUUUGUGGCCUGCAUAGCCUCCUUUCGCAGCCUUUACUGCUACACGAGGAACACCCGACAAGAGCAACACAACCGUUCGCUUCCGCCCGAAAGGUAUGUGGCUCGUCGAGUUAUGGCUUCUGAGUCAGACAACGAAACUGUUCUUAGCAUCGAAAACUCCUGUUGGACACACCAGUCAUCUCAUGACAGCCAGGAAAGCAUAGGCAUUCCUAUCCAAGGUGCGACGCUAAAACCUGAGAUCUAGCUCUAUGCCUCCUUAUCAUAGGAGUGAUACGUACGAGCUUCGUAGGUAGAAUAUAUACCCCUAUUUCGCUAUUAUGCACUCAGUGGCCAUGUUAUUUUCAGGAGCUUUUUUAGUUCGAUAGUAUCGUUCUUAUUGUCCACGCUGCGCUGUAACGUGAAAUUCACGUGAAAUGUUAAUUACUGAGUGUCUACUACUAGUAGUAGUAUGUAGUUGAUAUUCAGGUAGCCACGCGUUUCCACCUGAUACGUGGC
Hypoxylon fragiforme is the source of this 1935-nucleotide messenger RNA. RefSeq lists its product as uncharacterized. The transcript is spliced from 5 exons. NCBI's taxonomy places the organism in Eukaryota, Fungi, Ascomycota, Sordariomycetes, Xylariales, Hypoxylaceae. The record is from RefSeq and is a predicted model, not a curated record. Bases 635 to 1684 code for a protein of 349 amino acids.